Messenger RNA from Caenorhabditis briggsae, 1644 nucleotides. Gene Ontology annotation, biological process: autophagy. The transcript has 6 exons. NCBI's taxonomy places the organism in Eukaryota, Metazoa, Nematoda, Chromadorea, Rhabditida, Rhabditidae. Bases 1 to 1644 code for a protein of 547 amino acids. The record is from RefSeq and is a predicted model, not a curated record.
AUGGACAAAUUGCUAGCCCAUGAGUGUUCGAAAUGUCAGCCACCCAUCACCGAACGUGACCUAACUCCGUUGUACGCCCAAUACGACGAACAAAGCAAGGAAGCGGUUCUAAUGGUCAAAAACGCCUAUUCCGAACGUGUUGAGCCAUAUCGAUAUGAUUUUGCAACCAAUUCGUUUGUCUUUGAUCGUCGGAACGGUUGGGUUUACGAGGUAACGAAAAAAGCCACUGGGGCGUUGGUGGCAACGUUCACUUCGAAGGAAACCGGAGAAAGUGUGACAAUUUCGAGAAGUGCUUCGGGUGGAAUCGUAAAACACAAAAGCGAUGGAAAAGGAGGAUUCACUUGGAUGCCAGAAGCUCGUGUUAGCACAUGGAUCUCUCAAAACCUCGAAAAAGCUGCUCGCAACACAUCAGCCCAACCAAAUAACCCCCAAAACGCCGAAUCAAACGUUCUCUAUCGCGAAUGGAUGGAUGCCCUAAUCCCACAUUGCAGUUAUCCCGGAAAACCCGAACUGGAACCAUAUUUCUUGCGCCAAACGAAUUCUCGUACGGAUUUUUGUGUUCAUAGAGGCACAUAUUAUGUGGCAUACUACAACACUCUCAGAUUGAAGGAAUCUCGUUUCGUUUAUUGCGGAAAUGGCAAUUUCAAGGAUUUUGAUUGUGCGGAGUGUGCUCAUCAGGUUGAGGAGGAGCAUUUACUCCCGAAAUAUGUCGAAGAAGUGAAUGGGAGAAAACUGAUACAUGUGUUUAAUAAAUUCACAUUGUGCAAUGAGUUGUAUUAUUUGGAUUUGGAGGAUUUUGAACUCAUCGAAGUUUUCCAUCAAGGAGUUGAGUAUAAUCCGGAGUUGGAAUCAGAAGCAACGAAUAUUCUAGUUAUGAUGGAGGAUGGAAAAUUGGUUGCAAUCUGUCGAGAUGAGCAAGGAAGAAUUCUGAAGGAGCUGUGCCACCAAUUCAUAAUUCUUCCACCUGCCCAAGUCAGAACUUUGCUCUUCAUGCGGGCCAAUGCGAUUCAAAAUCAAAAAGUUCAGACGAAUUCUGAAUCGUCAGCAGAGAAUCUUCCAGAAGACGUCUUGAAUUCAAAAGUUCAAAAAGAAGUUCCAGAAGCUUCUCCAGUUGUCAGAACCUCAGAAGACGUCGUGGAAGCUCAUCCGGAAGCCUCUAAAGCUCCUGAAGCUCCUGAAGCCGUCAGAAGCGUCUCCGUCCAAUCAGAGCUCGAAGUUUUGACUCAUGAAAAUCCAGAAGUGUCUUCAGAAGCUUCUGAGCCCAUCGUCACGUCUUCUGAAAAUCUCGAACCUUGCAAUUUGGGACCAUCCACGUCAGCUGGAGUCGUGGAACCUUCUCUAGAGCUCACAAAAGAAGAGAAAGAGAAUUUGAAGAAAAAGAAGAAAAAUCAAAAGCGCAAAAAUAAGAAUAAGGCAAAAAGAGCAUUGAUUGGACUCGUUUCCGCUGAGCAAUCGGCAAAGACUGAUCUGGAAAUUCUGCAAUUGAAGCUGAAAGUUGGAAUUAUUCGAAAAGAAGCUUAUGAUGCUGAAGCGGAGCCGAUUCUACAGUUUUUGGAUGACGUGAAGAAUGGAAAAACCGAAAUUCGAAAAUAUUGUUUCCCCAAAAAAUCGAAUUUUGAUUUUCCAAAAUUCCAGAAUCGCUAA